Molecule: messenger RNA, 1104 nt
Organism: Bursaphelenchus okinawaensis
Lineage: Eukaryota; Metazoa; Nematoda; Chromadorea; Rhabditida; Aphelenchoididae
Source: the annotation of a GenBank genome assembly
AUGUCCCAACUAAUAGCAUAUCUACUUAUUGUAUCAUUGACAGUGUCUACCGUACACUGCCAAUGGGGAUCGUACGGUGGAGGAUACGCACCACAAGGCUACGGGUACGGCACUACCUACAGUCAAGGCGCUUCUCCUGGAGGCUACGGUCCAACUCGUGGCAGCAGUGGCUACGGCGCUAACGUUGGCGGAAGCUAUGGCGGAGGCUACGGUGCCAACGUUGGUGGUGGGAGCUAUGGCGCUAAUGUUGGAGGUGGUGGAGGCUAUGGAGCAUCAGGACGUGGAAACUACGGUGCUGGAAGUAACUCUGGAUUCGAGGAUCGUUGGGCCGGCUCGAGCCAAGGCAGCUACAGAAGCGGAGGUGAUGAUUACCGUAGUGGAGGUGGUGUUACUGUAGAACGUACUAGCGCUACCAUCGACAAUAGCAGAGGAUUCGACAGCCAAGGUGUUAUGGGAGGCUCUGGAGUUGGUAUCUCAUCUUCAGGAGUUGGCAUUUCAUCGUCUGGAGGUGGAAUCUCGGGAGGUAUGGGAGGCUCGGGAGUUUUUGACCGCAGCUCAGUGACGAAUUCUGGAGCUGACGUUGUUACUGGAGCUUUCUCAUCCUCAGGUGGUGCUGCAGGUGGAUUCGCUCGUGACCAAGACCGUACCUCGACUACAGAAUUCGAAUCAUCUGGUGUCAACUCUGGCGGUCAAUUUGCUUCCAGUGGUCGUGAAACAGAAGUUGUUGGUGCCGACGGUGGAUCCUUAUUCAGUUCAGGUUCUGCUACCUUCAGUGGAUCUUCUGGAGCUGGAUCAGUAAGUGGCGCCGGUACAAUGGGAGGUGGAAUGGAAACUUCUGGUCAGUUUUCGUCUUCACAGUCAGGAGGACCAGUUGGAGGAUCAUCUGACAUCGACGUUGAACGAUCGUCUUCAAGCAGCAACGGAGGAAGCUCAUCUACAUUUGAGAGAACUGAGAUUACAAAGUCAUCGAGCUCUUCAAGCUCUAGCUCGAGUUCAUCAGGAGGCUUCGAAGGAAUUGCUGCUGAAGCUGCUUCUGGUGGCGGAUUUGAUGUGAGUGGACAAAGUGCUAAAGAAAUGCGACGACGAGGCAAAUAUCACGCCUAA